Odocoileus virginianus texanus is the source of this 7076-nucleotide messenger RNA. RefSeq names its product sortilin related VPS10 domain containing receptor 1 (gene SORCS1). Gene Ontology annotation, molecular function: protein binding. Gene Ontology annotation, cellular component: membrane; Golgi apparatus. The record is from RefSeq and is a predicted model, not a curated record. Lineage: Eukaryota; Metazoa; Chordata; Mammalia; Artiodactyla; Cervidae. Gene Ontology annotation, biological process: post-Golgi vesicle-mediated transport.
ACCCAGCCGGAGCAAGCGGCCGCCACCUGCCUCGCGCCGCCACGGCCCGCCCCCACCGCGGCCCAACUUGGAUGGAGUUGGGGUCCUGAGCGCCUGCCCCUCGCAGCCAGCCAGCUGAGAGCCCCGCACCGCCGCCUCUGGUCCGGGACCCCUUCUCCACUCCUCUCCGCUCCCGCGAUGGGAAAAGUUGGCGCCGCCGGCGGCUGCCCAGCCGGGCUGAGCGCGCUCCUCGCGGGCGCGGGGCUCUUGGUCCUCUGCGCCCCGGGCUCCUGCGGCGGCGGCUCCUGUUGUCCCCCGCGGCAUCCCAGCGCGGCUCCACGCUGGGCUCCGACCCCAGGGGGGCUUCCUCACGGGGGACCGCGAGGCAGAGCUCCUGCUGCGCCCCUGCCCCAACUCGGAAGACCCCUGUUCGCAGUGGCCCCCGGAGACCGAGCGCUGUCCCUGGAGCGGGCCCCGGGCACGGGGGCGUCGGUGGCGGUCGCUCCACGCUCUGGCCGGAAGAGACGGAGUGGAGAGGAUCAAGAGCAGGCUGAGCGAGGAGAGGGGACGAGUAGAAACCCUCGGGGAGUGCCAAGGGACGGAGGGCAGCAGGAGCCUGGGGCUCUGGAGCGGGACCCGGACAAAGCCACUCGCUUCCGGCUGGAGGAGCUGAGACUGACCAGCACCACGUUCGCGCUGACGGGCGACUCGGCACACAACCAAGCCAUGGUCCACUGGUCUGGCCACAACAGCAGCGUGAUUCUCAUUUUGACAAAGCUGUAUGACUAUAACCUGGGGAGCAUCACGGAGAGCUCGCUUUGGAGGUCAACUGAUUAUGGGACAACCUAUGAGAAGCUGAAUGAUAAAGUUGGGUUGAAAACGAUUUUAAGCUAUCUCUACGUGUGUCCUACCAACAAGCGUAAGAUUAUGUUGCUCACAGACCCAGAGAUUGAGAGCAGUUUACUGAUCAGCUCGGACGAAGGGGCAACCUAUCAAAAAUACCGGCUGAACUUUUACAUCCAGAGCUUACUUUUCCACCCCAAACAAGAGGACUGGAUUCUGGCAUACAGCCAAGACCAAAAGUUAUACAGCUCUGCUGAAUUUGGGAGAAGGUGGCAGCUUAUCCAGGAAGCGGUUGUACCAAACAGAUUCUACUGGUCUGUGAUGGGGUCGAACAAGGAACCGGACCUUAUACAUCUAGAGGCCAGAACUGUGGAUGGUCAUUCACAGUACCUAACCUGCCGAAUGCAGAACUGCACAGAGGCCAACAGAAAUAAACCUUUCCCAGGCUACAUCGACCCAGACUCUCUGAUUGUCCAGGAUGAUUACGUGUUUGUUCAGCUGACAUCAGGGGGCCGGCCACAUUACUACGUGUCCUACCGAAGGAAUGCCUUUGCCCAGAUGAAGCUCCCCAAGUAUGCUUUGCCCAAGGACAUGCAUGUCAUCAGCACCGAUGAGAACCAGGUGUUCGCAGCGGUCCAGGAGUGGAACCAGAACGACACGUACAACCUGUACAUCUCAGACACACGUGGAGUCUACUUCACCCUGGCCUUAGAGAACGUCCAGAGCAGCAGAGGGCCUGAAGGCAACGUCAUGAUUGACCUCUAUGAGGUAGCAGGGAUAAAGGGAAUGUUCUUGGCUAACAAGAAGACUGACAACCAGGUCAAGACUUUCAUCACAUACAACAAAGGCAGAGACUGGCGUUUGCUGCAGGCUCCGGACACAGACCUACGGGGGGACCCUGUGCACUGCUUGCUGCCCUAUUGCUCCCUACACCUUCACCUUAAGGUCUCUGAGAAUCCCUACACAUCAGGGAUCAUCGCCAGCCGAGACACAGCCCCCAGCAUCAUAGUGGCUUCAGGUAAUAUAGGUUCUGAGUUGUCAGACAGUGACAUCAGCAUGUUUGUCUCUUCAGAUGCGGGAAACACUUGGAGGCAGAUAUUUGAAGAAGAGCACAGUGUUUUGUAUCUGGAUCAAGGUGGAGUCCUGGUCGCUAUGAAGCACACAUCACUCCCAAUUCGACAUCUCUGGUUGAGUUUUGAUGAAGGGAGGUCUUGGAGCAAAUACAGUUUCACAUCUAUUCCCCUUUUUGUGGAUGGGGUUCUAGGUGAACCUGGGGAAGAGACUCUCAUCAUGACAGUGUUUGGACACUUCAGUCACCGCUCCGAAUGGCAGCUGGUCAAAGUGGACUACAAGUCCAUUUUCGAUAGACGCUGUGCCGAGGAGGACUACAGACCCUGGCAGCUACACAGCCAGGGGGAAGCAUGCAUCAUGGGAGCGAAGAGGAUAUAUAAGAAGAGAAAAUCCGAGCGGAAAUGCAUGCAGGGAAAAUAUGCAGGAGCCAUGGAGUCUGAGCCCUGUGUCUGCACAGAGGCUGAUUUUGACUGUGACUAUGGUUAUGAACGACACAGCAACGGUCAGUGCCUGCCGGCCUUUUGGUUCAAUCCAUCCUCUCUGUCGAAGGACUGCAGCUUGGGGCAGAGUUACCUCAAUAGUACUGGGUAUAGAAAGGUGGUUUCCAAUAACUGCACCGAUGGAGUGAGAGAACAGUACACAGCCAAGCCACAGAAGUGCCCAGGGAAGGCCCCCCGGGGGCUCCGGAUCGUCACCGCUGAUGGAAAGCUGACGGCGGAACAAGGACACAACGUUACUCUCAUGGUGCAGCUGGAAGAGGGUGACGUCCAGAGGACACUCAUCCAGGUGGACUUCGGGGAUGGCAUCGCAGUGUCUUAUGUCAACCUCAGCUCCAUGGAAGAUGGAAUCAAACACGUCUAUCACAAUGUGGGCAUUUUCCGAGUGACCGUGCAGGUGGACAACAGUCUGGGGUCUGACAGCGCCGUCCUGUACUUACAUGUAACUUGUCCCCUGGAGCAUGUCCACCUGUCUCUUCCCUUUGUCACCACGAAGAACAAAGAGGUCAACGCAACCGCCGUGCUGUGGCCCAGCCAGGUGGGCACCCUGACCUACGUGUGGUGGUACGGAAACAACACCGAGCCCCUGAUCACCUUAGAGGGAAGCAUAGCAUUCAAGUUUACUUCUGAAGGGAUGAACACCAUCACAGUGCAGGUCUCAGCUGGGAAUGCCAUCCUGCAAGACACAAAGACCAUCGCAGUGUAUGAGGAAUUCCGAUCUCUUCGCCUGUCCUUUUCUCCAAACCUGGACGAUUACAACCCAGACAUCCCUGAGUGGAGGAGAGACGUCAGCCGAGUCAUCAAAAAGGCCUUGGUGGAGGCCACCGGGGUUCCGGGCCAGCACAUCUUGGUGGCAGUGCUGCCUGGCCUGCCCACCGCUGCCGAGCUCUUUGUCUUACCCCAUCAGGAUCCCACAGGAGAAAACAAAAGGUCAGCCGAGGACCUGGAGCAGAUAUCAGAACUGCUGAUUCACAAGCUCAACCAAAACUCCGUGCACUUUGAGCUGAAGCCAGGGGUCCAAGUCCUUGUCCACGCAGCCCACUUAACAGCAGCCCCGCUGGUGGACCUCACUCCAGCCCACAGCGGCUCCGCCAUGCUGAUGCUGCUGUCCGUGGUGUUUGUGGGGCUGGCGGUGUUCGUCAUCUACAAGUUCAAAAGGAAGAUCCCGGGGAUUAAUGUUUAUGCCCAGAUGCAGAAUGAGAAAGAACGAGAGAUGGUCAGUCGAGUCAGUCACCCUGAAAGCAGGCCCUAUGUCCCUCAGACUGAACUCAGGCGGCCUGGCCAGCUGAUAGAUGAGAAGGUGGAGUCCCAGCUCAUAGGAGAGUAGCUUUACCUUCCCCUCCCUCCCCUUCUGCUCAACCUGGUGACUCAUCUCUCCGAUUGCAAAGAGCAAGACACUCCACUCCACCUUCAACGCCAAAGCGGGGAUCGGCUGGGGCCCAGUUUGCCAUUUAAGGAAAACCCCCAAAGGCUACAGGCGACCUGCUGAUCAGGAAAGAAUUUCGCUCUUGUCAAGUGCAUCCUUCUCCAUGACCACUAACUUUGUGUUUUUUUUUUUUUUCCCCCUUUGUUGUUCUGUUUCCUAUCUUGCCAGGAAGUAUUUCCAUAGUUGCUGAGAAUCAAAGCACAAAAGAAAUCCCUACCUAUGUAAAUGUUUGACUGGAGGACGCCAGUAAAAACAAAAACAAACAUAAAAUAAAAACAAUCAAAAUCCAAACAGACAAACAAACACUCACUGCAUCGGGACUUUUUAAUUCUUCAGACACAACAAGGGUUUUUAGCUUUAAGCCUGUGCAUGUGGACAGUACCUUGAGAACAUACUUGGAGGGGCAGUGUAUAGGUGCUCUAUUUUAAUGGAAAAAAACACUCCCCUCCCCCUUUCUUCUUCUCUCUCUUUUUUUCUGAUCGGUCGUGUUUGUAGAAAAUUCCUAACAUAUAUAGGCCAAGGAAAUCUGCAUGUAUUUUUGGAAAUAUUCUUGGCUCUAGAUUUAACAACUCUUUUAGCACUAUAGGCUGAUGGGUGGAUUAGCCACCCCGGCUCUUUUCACAAGACACAAAGACAUGCACAGGAGUUCAAAACCCUGAGCUGUUUCUCUGUUCCACUUUCCUGGUUGCUAUUUUCCCCAUCUAAGUUAUCUUGGGGAGCUCUGUUGGCUGACAGUGGUCACAAGGUGGCCUUCUCCAUUCUGAGUGGCCGUAGGGACAAAGAAGCAACCGCAGGUUCCAUGGAUGCAGGCAGAAUAGGGAAGGAAGGAAGGGAAGAAAGAAAGCAGGAGGCAAGCGUGUCAAAAGUGGACCUGGGUUUCCCGUUCCCCCUUCCAAUCAUGAUGACUUCUCCUCUAGCUUUCCCGACUCCUGCCCUGUAUAGGAAACAGGAUGCCAGCUAGCCAUGUUCUGACCUUCCCAUUUGUCUGCUCUCCACGUGUGGUCCCGACCUGUCAAUACCUUUGUAUCUCUUCCUUCCAGUCCCCAACUUAUCCUACAACGGCUCCUGCCUUUUCUUCCCAAACACGUUGCUAGAUUCUGGACUUUCAUCCUGAUGUUCCUUAAAAACUGACCUCGCCUCUGCCAACCCUGCCUCCACCACCCAAAGUUUCUGAUCUCUGUGUCAGCUUUGCACAUGCCCAUGCAUGCAGCCUCCAUAUACAUCCUGCCCUGCAGGGGUCAGCUUCACGUUUUUUUUGCUUUUUUGUCUCCUCCUGUAGAACCUGUCUUUUCUAAAUAUCCUCGCCUUUCCCCACCUGGAAACACAUGAUGUGUAUGAAAGAGUUGAGAUAUGCAAAGCAAUUCAAACCUGGCCCAUGUACCUUAGAAAAGAAAGUGUACGAAUGAAUGGUGGUUUUUCCUCACAACUUAACAAAUAUCUCCUGCAGUCAGAUUCCAGAAGAUUCUUGUGAGAAAUGUUCUGCAUGUGUUACUGUGUGGCAGGGCAAUUUCCUCCUGUGAUGGUUGCUAUUACCCAGUAUUUCUUCUCUUACAGUAGAGUGAAAUUAUUUGUAAAAUAAAACCAAUGUUAAGCAGAAGAAGAACCUAGUUAAUGGAUUUAAUGUUUAAGAGUGUCAAAAAGUCCAAGAAUAUAUGGAGGUCUUGUCAUAUUGGGAUGGGAUUGUGAUUACGUAGGAUGACCCUAGACUUCUUACAUGUGUGCUCUCUGCCCGGUGAGUCUCAUAGUAUCAGCAGAGGACAAUUUAAUAAGUGUAAAGGGGUGGAGUUAGCAGACUCAAGAAGAUUGGCUCAAAGCAGGAAGAAAUCCCCGUUCUCCCAGGGCCAUCAGGAAAGAAGGUCCAGAGAAAGUGGGAAACAAAAGUAUGUCUAACAGCAGCCCUUGGAGUAUUAUGUAUUGGAUAGAGCCUGCUCUAAAAUAUAAGAGAAAGGACAAGGGCAGUAUCCUAGAGAUCCUGAUGACCCCUGCCUUUGUGUAGCUCAAGUAGAGAAGAGUAGCAAAGCUUCACUCAGAAGUUAAUCAAGCAGAAGAGUUUAUGGUUGAAGAUGCUUGGUAUGAAUCUGGGAAAUAGAUUAUGCCUGAGGCUGCCAUCUAUUUGUAGAACUCAAUUGAUCCCCACCAACCUGCCAGGCUUCCUAUCACACAGGAAAUGUCUUCACUGAUCCUCUUCAGUUGGAGCCUCCCAAAUUUAAUCUGGAAGACAGUGUUUGGAAACCAAACGAGGCUCAUUCACAACAGAACAGGGCGUCAUCAGAGUUGCAAUUCAAUUAAUUUUAAUUGGAAAACUAUGAAAAAGGAAGUAAUACUCAAUCUAGCACAGUGCCUUGCUUAGAACAGGUAUUAAGAAAAUUGUAUGUUGCAAGAAUAAAUGAAUACAGGAGAAGACAUAGGGAAGAAUGGGCUUGUAAGUCCUCAUCUAAAACAGAGGUAGAGAUGAGAUGCCUGGUAUUUUGGAAAGUGAUCACAGAUGGCCAGUUCUAGGUUCAGCAUCUCCAAGGUCCUCAUGUUCCUCUCCUUAGAGCUCCCUCCCACCUACAGGAGGCUGGUGAGGCAAAGUAUAUUGCUCAGAGGGGAUCUUAUGGUUCAUAUGAUCUAGCUCCAUGGUUCUCAAAGUGUCAUACACAGAGACCAGCAGUAUCAGUGUCACCUUGGACUUGUUAGAAAUGUAGAUUUUAUGUCCCCUUAACCUCAGACUUACUGAAUUAGAAACUGCAGAGUUGGGGCCCAGAAGACUGUUUUUACGAGCUUUUCAAGUGGUUCUGAAAUACACUAAAGUUUGAGAACCAUCGUGGGAGGCCACACCAGCUCAAUCCCAAAGAGAAGGUAGUGAUGAGAGCCUGCCAAUGGGAGGAACCCAAGUGCCUACCUACUCACUAACAGCAGGUACAAACACAUUGAGGAGUUUGGUGGGCUCAAGGCCAGAAGAAUGGGUGGGGAGGGAUGGAUGGGAAAGGUAAGAUUCAGGGCAAACUGCAAAUCUUAUAUUGAAGCAUUUUCCAAAAUCCCAGAGGGCAAACUGUGCAUGCUCCACUCUGAACUACCCAACCAACGUUUCCUCCUUUGCCUUAUUUUUAAUUGGAUUCACUCUCCAAAAUGCAGAGUUUGCUUUGCUUUUUUUCAGAAGUUCCAAACAGCAACUUUGAGAGCAAUGGGGUGCUUGGCAGCUGUUCUGUGUUUUCCAGGAUUCCAACUGAGCAUUGAAAUUCCCUCAUUUGCCAACUUAUUUUUAUAGGAAGCCAAUU